AUGUUGGAAAGAGAGAUGAUGGACCUGUUCACCAACACUCUGGAGGGCCAAUACUACUCCGCCUGCUCUGCAUCCUCGAGUUUCGCCGAGUUGGUUAUGAUCGGUGAACGAAUUGAAAGUGGGAUUAAGGCUGGCAGAAUACAGAAUCCCAGUGAUGCUAGUUCCUCCUCUGGGGCUGGUGGAAAGAAGCCAUACAGUGGGUUUGCCAAGAAAAGGGAAGGAGAGACUAGUGCUGCUUACUAUGGUGGAGGCAGAAAUCAGGCUCAUCAACAAGUAGCCGUUGUGACUAUACCAAAUGCUCCCUUCCAACAUCAACAACAAGGGUAUCAGCCACGUCAGUAUCAACAACGGCCGAAAAUGCCAGAAAGGGUUUUCGAUCCGAUCCCGAUGACAUAUGCUCAAGUAUUGCCAUAUCUCCUCGAUUUGAAGUUAGUACAAUUGAGAACUCUAGCCACUCCUGCUAAGUUGCCCUCUAAUUGGGAUGCCAACGCAAGAUGCGAGUUCCACUCUGGGGCACCUGGGCACAAUAUUGAAAAUUGUAAGGCAUUGAAAAAUCUGGUUCAAAAUCUUCUCGACUCUAAGGCCAUUGAGUUUACUCCUACUCAAGGACCUAAUGUUGUUCAAAAUCCCAUGCCUCCCCAUGGAACUCAUGCUGCAAAUGCCAUCGAGGUUGUUGAAGACGCUCACCUGGUCAAAGAUGUGACCGAAUUGGGCUCUCUGUUGCCAUUAUUGAAGAUAGAACUAUUAAGGAUGGGUCUAUACUCUGAUUGUGGAGAGUUCUGUACCGAUUGCACGACCAUUUCUUCAGUUUGUGACAAGAUUCCAAUUCCUGCCAGGGCACCUCCUUUGGUUAUUACACUUCCUGGCCCCGUCCCGUAUACUAGUGAAAGAGCAAUCCCAUGGAAUUAUGGGGGAGAAGUUUUCUACCAAGGGGCCAAGUAUGAGGUCAAAGCGCCGGUGGAGAAAGAGGAUGUUGAUAAUGUUGUGGGCAUUGGAAGAAUGACGAGAAGUGGUCGUAUUUUCAAUCCUCUCCAGAAUACUCGCGAUGACAACGCAGAAGCUCUAGCUCAAGCAAAAGGGAAAAAAGUGGUAGAAGAUACAGUGGAUCAGGGGCAAAACUCUAAUUCAGAAGAUACUGUGGCCAAAGAGAUGGAAGAGUUCCUAAAGAUCAUCAAGAAAAGUGAGUAUAAAGUGGUUGACCAGUUGAGUCAAACUCAAUCAAAGAUUUCGAUCUUGCAGUUGCUCUUGUAUUCAGAAACACAUCGAAUUGCUUUGCUAAGACUUUUAAGUACUGCUUUCGUCCCUCCAGAGAUCUCAGUGAAUCAACUUGAAGGGGUGGUGUCAAACAUCAAUGCUGGUAAUGGAUUGGGAUUCACCGAUGCAGAUUUGCCUUCCGAAGGUAGAAACCACAAUAGAGCCUUGCAUAUAUCAGUGGAGUGUAAAGGGACUAUGUUAUCACGUGUUCUCGUGGAUAAUGGAUCUUCUUUGAAUGUGUUGCCGAAGUCGUCCUUGAUGAGGCUAGAUUAUUCUGGUGUUGAGAUAAGGCCGAGUGAAUUGACGGUGAGGGCCUUUGAUGGGUCAAAGAGAUCAGUAUUUGGGGAGGUUGACUUGCCGAUAAUGAUAGGCCCUCAACUCUUCACUAUUACUUUCUUUGUGAUGGAUAUCCACCCUUCUUACAGUUGUCUCCUGGGACGUCCAUGGAUCCAUGCUGCUGGGGCCGUGACUUCCACAUAG
Molecule: messenger RNA, 1734 nt
Organism: Vicia villosa (hairy vetch)
Lineage: Eukaryota; Viridiplantae; Streptophyta; Magnoliopsida; Fabales; Fabaceae
Exons: 2
Coding region: 1-1734 (577 amino acids)
Source: RefSeq, a predicted model, not a curated record